Molecule: messenger RNA, 1660 nt
Organism: Drosophila willistoni
Lineage: Eukaryota; Metazoa; Arthropoda; Insecta; Diptera; Drosophilidae
Product: damage-control phosphatase ARMT1
Exons: 4
Coding region: 76-1515 (479 amino acids)
Biological process (GO): DNA damage response
Cellular component (GO): cytoplasm; nucleus
Molecular function (GO): phosphatase activity
Source: RefSeq, a predicted model, not a curated record
AUUUUAAUAAAUACACAAACAAAUUUUAUUGUUAUUUUAAAAAAACACUAAAGCUAAAUUGCCGAAGCGAUUAUCAUGGAGCCUUCUGUGUUGGAGGCAACAGCCUCAACAACAACCACAACUUCUGCGACAAAAGUGGAACCCAAUAAUGCUGGAGAAAAAUUGCAAAAAGUAUUUAAAAAUGAUUUCGAUGCCAAAUAUAAUAUUGUUGAUAUACCAACGCCUCGGAAUGCUUUUAUGUCUGGCCAAUAUAAAUGCAGUUAUGCCUAUUACACAAUACGCAGUCGUCUACCAGUUAUCCUAACUAAUGUAAUAGAUCGAAUGACCAAGGAUAAAAAUGAAUUGGUGACACAAUUCGCGCCUUCCAAUUUUGAACAGAGUGCACGGGAGGAACUGAAAAUUAUAAUUGGCUUCAUCUCGAGGCUAAAGUAUGAGCUGCAAACGGAUAAACCAUUUCAAAAAUUCACAGGAGAUGAACCCGAUGGUGAAUUGUGGAAUAACUUCCUGUCCCACUUGUCCGAAGAUGAAGGAACAUUUUAUCGCGGCUGUUGGCUUCAUGCCGAAUGCUAUAUGUAUAGGAAACUCUACUCCUUUGUCGAGAAUAGCAUUUUUCUCAAGCAAUUUGAUUAUUUUGGUAAAGUCAAAGAACAGGCUUUGGUCUCCAGCAUAGAUGAUAUAAUCUCGCUGGUCAAGUAUACGCGAAGGACUGAGAAAAAUGUUGAAAUGUUUGAAGAGCUAUUGAAAUUCAGUCUUUGGGCUAAUCGCAAUGAUGAUGCAGAAACGGCAAGUCUCUUCAAUCGUAAGGUACUUGAAGAUGCUGGAUCCGCAAAUGAUUACAUACUCGUUAAUCACUCGACCCAAUUGUGGGAUUGUCUGGAAAACGAGCCAACGCAGAAGAAACAUCUUCAGCAAGUCGAUUAUAUACUGGAUAAUGUUGGUUAUGAAUUGUUUACAGAUUUCAUUCUAGCCGAAUAUAUGAUUGAGAAAGGAUUAACCCAAAAAGUACGUUUCCAUGUGAAGGCUCAUCCAUGGUUUGUCUCCGAUGUCACAGAGCAUGACUUCAAGUGGACUUUGGAAUAUUUAAGUCAACAUUCGGAUUAUAUUGUCUGUUUGAUUGGCAAAAAGUUUCUGCAAUUUCUUGAUGAGGGUAAAUUCGAAUUGGCUGCAGCUUCACCCUUCUGGACUGGACCAUAUGCUUACCAUAGAAUGCGCGAUGUCUCGCCCGAUUUGUACAACUCGUUGCAACAAUCUAAGCUAAUCAUAUUCAAGGGCGAUCUCAAUUAUCGUAAACUCAUGAAUGAUGUGUGCUGGGAUCCCACCCAAGAAGUCACAACUAGUUUGAGUGGCUUUCUGCCCACGAAUCUAUGCGCUUUGCGUUCAAUUAAAGCGGAGGUUAUAGCCGGCUUGCCUGAGGGUGUAUAUGAGACAUUGUGUAAACAAGAUCCCCAAUGGAUGAUUACUGGCAACUACAGCGUCAUACAAUUUGUAGAUGGAACACGAGAAUUUGGCUAUUAAAAAGGAAAAUGGCAAACACCAAAGGCAAUUAUUAAAUUAAAGCAGUUGCAUGUAAUUAAAUUCAAAUUUCUAAUCACACCGUUAUUGAUUAAACAUAUUUAUUCAAUGUAAUUUAUUAACAAAAUAAAAAUUAUAAAUAAAUAUA